GGGAGAUACCUUUGUCCUUAGUAUUAAAGCGGUGGACAAAGCAAGCAAAAUCUGAAUUUCACUCCACAGUUUCCAAGGAAAAUAUGCCUAGUGAAGCUGUACGAUUGGCCAGGCAUGGAGAUUUAAGUUAUUUAAGUAGCAGGAUAUCAUAUCUUGCUUCACAGACAAAGGAGGGUACCGACAUUUUGAAGAAAGAACUCAGUAGAUUGGAGUCGAUACUUGGAGAUGUUUUGAAGCAACAAAAAGAUGUAGGUGAUAGUCCAGAUCCAUGUAAUAACAUUGUAAGAGAUCCUAUCAGGGUAAUAACAUUGUAAUAUGUAUCAAUACACCUCCUUGCCAAGAUUUCUGCUCAUAGAAGAAAGAUACCCUCCUAGACAAGAUAUAUGUUUCUCUACACCUCCUUGCCGAGAUUUCUGCUCAUAGAAGAAAGAUACCCUCCUAGACAAGAUAUAUGUUUCUCUACACCUCCUUGCCAAGAUUUCUGCUCAUAGAAGAAAGAUACCCUCCUAGACAAGAUAUAUGUUUCUCUACACCUCCUUGCCAAGAUUUAUGCUCAUAGAAGAAAGAUACCCUCCUAGACGACAUAUAUGUAUCAAUACACCUCCUUGCCAAGAUUUCUGCUCAUAGAAGAAAGAUACCCUCCUAGACAAGAUAUAUGUUUCUCUACACCUCCUUGCCAAGAUUUAUGCUCAUAGAAGAUGACAUUCACAUUCAACAAAACAACUUCGAUUGUGGCAUUUUCAUGCUCAGAUACAUAAUAAACUAUGAUAAUCCAUUGAAAGAUGAGUUAGAUUCCGUAAAUCGUCGUGUGCAACUUGCCCUUUGGAUGUUGAAGCACCCAAAGAACCAAGCAUGGGUGAAAAUUAAUGAGGCUUUAGAUAAUGAAAACAAAAAUGAUGGUGCCAAGAACAAGAUCAAGACAAUAGAAGCAAUUGAUGAAGCUACUGGAAAUAGUGUUGAUCAACAUCAUGGCAAGAGCUGUUCAAAAGUCGUGCAGAGAAAAACCUCAACACUACAAGCAAGGGGUCGUGGUCGCCCUCGUGGUGCAAAGAAUAAAAACUCUCGAAAAUAAAUCAAAACAUGAACAAUUUGUUUUAACAGAAUCUUUAUGAGAUUGUCAAAUGUUUGUUUCUUUUCACAAUCAACUUUAGGAUAAAACCCAAAUCGGAACAUUCUACCUAAAUCAUGAGUGCAAAUCUCUAAGUU
Messenger RNA from Rosa rugosa (rugosa rose), 1206 nucleotides. RefSeq lists its product as uncharacterized. The record is from RefSeq and is a predicted model, not a curated record. The transcript is spliced from 3 exons. Lineage: Eukaryota; Viridiplantae; Streptophyta; Magnoliopsida; Rosales; Rosaceae. Bases 656 to 1072 code for a protein of 138 amino acids.